Messenger RNA from Candidozyma haemuli, 2490 nucleotides. RefSeq names its product ubiquitin-specific protease (gene DOA4). The coding region runs from base 1 to 2490 and encodes 829 amino acids. The transcript has 2 exons. Gene Ontology annotation, molecular function: cysteine-type deubiquitinase activity. The record is from RefSeq and is a predicted model, not a curated record. NCBI's taxonomy places the organism in Eukaryota, Fungi, Ascomycota, Pichiomycetes, Serinales, Metschnikowiaceae. Gene Ontology annotation, biological process: protein deubiquitination.
AUGAGCAAACCUGAUGCUCAAACAACGUACUCCUUACUGGAGCUGCGGCUGAUUCUGAAGGGUCUUUCAACUAAUCUCCUAAAAAGUGCCUCCAAGAUCAAAGAUCUAUUGGGAUUCCAGAUCACCUUACUUGAGAUCUUCAAGUAUGAAAGCAAGAGGUUUGAUGCUUUGGGUUAUUGUGACGUUUCCAUGGCCUUUGUAGCUCAUGCUGCUAAUGUCUACCUUGCUACAUCAUUAUCAACUUCUGCUUCUCAGGAGGUAAAGCCUAUCCUUAAGCAGAUCACAGAACAACUACAGAACAACAAGACCAAGUUUGCGGCAAUUGAGCAGAAACUCGAACGUCUUUCGGUCCUGCAACAGGUUAAUUCAGAUGCUGCCGAUCCACUUCUUAUGCGGUUUGCCAAUCUCAAAACUGGUGUCCUGGAGGCUCCAGUGGCGUCUUCCUUUGAAGGCUUCUUGUAUUCGGAUUCUUUAUCGGUCUAUGAGCUUAACCACCUAAUACGAUCGAGAGCUGAUGAUGUUCUUCUCUUGGACUUCAGAAGCAAGAAGGAGCACUCCUAUAGUCAUAUCAAUUUCCUGAACGUCGUGAACAUCGAGCCAUCCAAGGUUACAGCAUUACUUAAAGAUAAGCCACAAGCUACCGAUAAAGAUUUAGAAAAGGCAUUGUCUUUAGACUCAGAAAGUCUUCAGCUUUUCCAGAAUAGACAGAAAUUUGGUCUUAUAGUUGCCUACAACCUCCGGUUUGGAGGGAUUGGGAAUGACAAGUUCCAAGCAUUAGAGUUCCUGCUCUUGAACUCAGAUUCCAAGGGCAUCCCAUCAAAGAACCCCUUCAAAGACCUUUUUGACAUCUUGAUGUACAAAACAGAAUACUUGAGUUCGAGGCCACAACAAUACCCUGUUUAUUUGAACGGAGGCCUCGAAAGGUGGUACUCAACUUUUGGAGAAGGAUCGUUGACAAGAAGCUCAGACACUUCUCUGGAAAAGCCCAAGGCCAAUGGCAACUCAUCAACCAAUGGAAGUGCAAAGGCGUCUGAUUCGGCGUAUGUGAGGAACUUCGGCGAUUAUCUCGCAAGUGCCAAGUCUAAGACACCUCCAUUGACGUCCUCACGAACAUCACUUGAUAGACAACGGAAGACCGACAUAGAUUUUUCGUCAUCACGGCCAAGACAGCCUCCAAGUUACGAGUCUUUGAAACCUAACACUGCUCCGGUCCCAAUAGAGCGCAAAGCUCCUCCUAGCAUUAAACCCUCAUCGCCAGUGCCUUCAGUGUCAAAACAAUCACAGACUAAAGUGGAGAAGCAAGUUACAUCGCCAUCUAAUCAAGAACUACAAGUACAGAAGACAGGUAGUUCCGAAACAAAUCCAUUCCUUGAAAACUUUGCAACUGGCUUGACCAACCUUGGUAACUCUUGUUACAUGAACUGCGUGCUUCAAUGUUUAGGAGCAACGCCACAACUUACGUCAUUUUUCUUUCCAAACGUCACCAAAGGCGGUAACCAGACACUACAAUCUUACCGUCAGCAUAUCAACGCUAAAAACAGAUUGGGAACAAGCGGAGUUUUGACCACAAACUUUGUCAAGCUUUUGGCAAGUAUGUUCAACAACGUGGGUAAAUAUUUUGCUCCACAUGAGUUCAAGAAGGUGAUUGGCACUGUUCCCUCUGGUCGUCAAUUUGCAUCAUUUGACCAACAGGAUUGUAUCGAAUUUCUUAACUUUGUGCUUGAUUCAUUGCAUGAGGAUCUCAACCAACGUGCUGUUGAGAAUGGAGAAGAGAGGAGCGCAAUCAUGGAGCUUUCUACAGAACAAGAGAAAACCAGGGAGAUGCUUCCUGUCAGACUUGCAUCGACCAUUGAAUGGGAAAGAUAUCUUAAGUUGAACUUUUCGGUGAUUGUGGACUACUUUCAAGGGCAAUACUUAUCACAGUUGAAGUGUCUCGAAUGUGGUAUGACAUCAACAACAUACAAUGCAUUUUCUAUACUUUCUUUGCCUAUUCCAGAAAGGCUCAAUAGGGACAAGGUGGUUACCCUCGCACAGUGCUUGGAUCUUUUCACAGAUACGGAACUUCUUGACGAUGAUAACAAAUGGCAUUGUCCAAGAUGUAAGAGAUUCACGAAGCUGACGAAGAAGAUCUCCAUCACAAGACUCCCUCGUGUUCUUAUUAUCAACUUUAAGAGGUUCCAGAUUCUGAUGUCAGGACACUUCAACAAGCUUGAAACUUUUGUCAAGUACCCUGUGAACGAGACCCUCGAUUUGACAUCUUACUGGCCGCAGGUCGGCACUUAUGUCAGCAAAGACCAUAGUAUGGAUACCGCAAAGGAACAGCAGAUACUUUCCACAUUUCCACAGCGUCAUCAAGACCCUCCUUUCAAGUAUAAACUUUAUGGUGUGGUCAACCAUUACGGUAAUUUAACAACAGGCCACUAUACAGCAUACAAUGGUGUUACUUUGACGAUGCCAAAAUACUGUACGAUUGCAAGGUGGACCAAGUGA